Lagopus leucura (white-tailed ptarmigan) is the source of this 1269-nucleotide messenger RNA. Its product is annotated as FK506-binding protein 15-like. NCBI's taxonomy places the organism in Eukaryota, Metazoa, Chordata, Aves, Galliformes, Phasianidae. The record is from RefSeq and is a predicted model, not a curated record. The annotation marks the transcript as partial. Gene Ontology annotation, cellular component: growth cone. Gene Ontology annotation, molecular function: peptidyl-prolyl cis-trans isomerase activity. The transcript is spliced from 12 exons.
CAGGCCUCCUUUCCUCCCGCCGUCUUCGUACGGCCGCAAAGCGCGCCGCUGUCGGCUGAGGCGUUUGCGACAGCGCGGGGCUGAGGGGCUGCCGGUAUGUUCGGCGCGGCGGAGGAGGAUGACGCCGACUUUCUGGCCCCCGCCACCGGUGCAAGAUUGGCCUCUCUCUUUGGACUGGAUCAGACAGUCUCAAGCCAGGGAAAUGAAUUCUUUCAAUACACUGCACCAAAGCAGCCCAAGAAGGGUCAGACAGCAGCUGGUCAGGCAGCCCAGAAGGCGCCUGCAGCCCCAGCAGCUACAGGAACACCCUCAGUCUUCAUGGCCACUGCGGUUCAUGCUUAUCGAUAUACAAAUGGGCAGUAUUUGAAGCAAGGCAAGUAUGGAGCAGCUGUAGUGGGGAGCCAUGCUACUAAAGAGUACAGGAUUCUCCUUUACAUCAGUCAGCAGCAACAGAUCAUGUCUGCAAGGAUCCACCCAGGCUUUGUGCUCACGGUCCAGUCCAACAAUUACAGCACAUUCUAUGAUGAUCAAAGGCAAAACUGGUCAAUCAUGUUUGAGUCAGAAAAGGCAGCAGUGGAUUUCAGUAAACAGGUGUGCAUUGCCAAAUACAACAGCUCCCCAGUGCUCGAUUCAGUCCUCUACCAGGAUCUCCUUCUUGGAGAAGGGCAGGGAGUCGAAGGAGGGGAUUCUCUGGAGAUUGCCUACACAGGUUGGCUGUUCCAGAACAAUGGGCUUGGACAGGUGUUUGACUCAAACAUUAACAAGGACAAGUUGUUGCGCCUAAAGCUGGGAUCUGGGAAGGUCAUCAAGGGCUGGGAAGAAGGAAUGAUGGGGAUGAAGAAAGGAGGACGGCGCUUCCUCAUUAUUCCUCCAGCCUGGGCCUAUGGGACUCAGGGAGUGGCUGGCCGUGUCCCUCCAGACUCUACUCUAGUUUUUGACGUGGAGGUUAGGCGGGUGAAGCUGGUGAAGGAAGGCUCUGGCUCAGAUGGACAGAGCAUUAGUUCAAGGGAUUCUCUUGCACCUUCACCAGUGCCUAAUUCAGAUGGCUUCUCUGCAGACCCUGUUUUAUUGCCUCCAUCUACAAUACCUCCAAAGCCUGGGGAGCCAGCUGUUAGGGCCAAGUCCAACUCCAUCAGUGAACAGUUAGCAAAUCCAGACGUAGCAAAGGCAAAGCUAAUUUCUCGGAUGGCUAAAAUGGGUCAGCCCAUGCUGCCCUUCCUUGCUGGGACAGCAGGCAGUCAGCUUGACUCCAGUGACUCAGAAAUAGAG